AUGUUGGACUUGAGCUUCCUGACCGAGGAGGAGUACGAGAAGCUGAUGAAGGUUCUGCAGAGAGACGCAGAGCUGAAGAAGAAGGAUGGGGAUCGCAUCAGGCGGAUACAAGGCUCCAUCAAGGAUGAAAAGAAGAAGAAGUUUGUGACAGGUGAAUGGUUUUCAGAAGUGAAGGCAAAACGGUUUCAGGAAGACUUAGAGGGGCCGGAUCUACUUCGAGCAUCGAUUAGGAGGAAAAAGGGCAAACUAGAAAAUGAGGCCAACGAGCACAUCUGCACAGGUCUGGAAAGCAAAGCUGCCCCGAGUCCUGUAUUCCCUGAGCACGCUGCUGGCGCUGGAGAGGAGAGAUCCAGCACAUAUGCUCUUGAUACCGCAGUGGAGCGUAAAAUCUUGCCAAAACCGAAGCCAAGACCUCCUGUCCCGCUGCCUGCAUCACACAAGAGAUCCAGUAUACACGAUGUCUCUUCCUCAGAGAGUGACACUGGAACAAGUCGGUUUGUGGCUGCAACAAACAGCUUGCAUUUGUCUAGAAAAGGUCAUGGAGUAUCUCCGCUGCCCACCAAGCUUUUCGAGGAUGCUGUGCCUCAGCCCAGCAGUGCGGCCGGAGGAGAAGCUGUUGAUGGGGCCGCUGGCACUACAGUGGGGCCAAAAACUCCCCCUGAAGAAACUUACGCUCCCAGCAAGAUACCAGUUAAGAGGAAACCGAGCAGAACUUUCCCCAGAUCCGAGCAGUUUGUGAAUCACGUGGGGCCAGCAGAGAACAGCUUCGCGAAGAGGGAGCUGCUGGCAAGCCCCAAACCACCGAGCGUGGCGGGGGAAAGCAGCCAGGCUGGGAAGCAAGGCGUGAACUAUACAAUCUCAUCGAUGAGUAACAAAGAGGAGGAUAUCGGCCUCGAUCGUGAACACUUCAAGAACCUGAAGAACUUCUGGGAGAAGGGAGCGGACUCUGCGAUGGUGGGAAGCAUGCCAGAGGACCCGAGCCGGGUGGAGGCAGAUGGCAGGCAGUUCAAGCUGUGCCGCUCGCUCUCUGUGCAGUCUGGGCAAGGCCAGAACAGCGAAGGAAAACCUGGCGUCUUCACCAAACCAAGAACCCCCUACAAAAGGACAAUAGCCUUGUCUUCUAGUGAGGAAGAACCAAGCUAUGUAGCCCCUGCAAGGAAGGGCUCCGUUUCCAUCGUUCCUAGAUCCACAUAUGCCAAGAGCAAAGGUGGCCUGGUUACAAGAAAUAACUCGCAGAGUGAAAGCAACGGGAAGCUGCCGGUGGCAGAGGAAGAGAAGGCGGCACAGCGCUGCUCCAAGAAAUCCAGAUUGCCUGUGCGAGCGCCUUCCAUCACGAUCGAGUCGCCGACCAAAGAAGUGUCUGGCAGCACGUUGGAGCCAGAGACGCCUACAGACGAGUUGGUCGUGGCAGAGGAGCGCAAGCACGCAGCAAAGUCCCUGGUGAGCAGGGUGCAGAUACUGAUCGAGCCUGUGCUUACAGAUGGUGAAAACGAUGAUGAGAAAGAGGAAAGAUCCGAUGUGGGCACUCGUGGCAACAUGGAACUAAAUGGAGACCUACCUGAGGAAAAACCGUGUGAAUCUUCAGCCAAGCCAACACCCGAUGAACCAGCUGGAGAGAGAGAAGCCGUUCAGGGAACGGAUUCAGCUGUUUACUCAGAGGAAGAUGGGGAUCAUUCUCCUGCCGCUCAGGCAUUGGCCCGAGCAAAUAGCACUAAUCUUGCAAAGAGCAUGGUGAACAUUUACACAACCACAGAGACAUACAAUAAACCUCAUUUGAUACCACAUCAGUUUCUUGAACCUGAAAGAGUCAAAGAGCUGAGCAGAUCCUCUCCUCUCCUGUUGUCGGAGACCGAAUCAGACACGGCUUCGGAAAUCAGCUUCCAGUUUAACAAGCACAAAAAGACGCCUAGCAUUGGCAGCCACUCGUCCGACAUGGCAUCUGUCUCCUCGGUGAGUGGCAGUGUGCUCAGUGUCUACAGUGGCGAUUUUGGGAGUGUGGAUGCCCAAGGUACCGUGGAGUUUGCUCUAGACUAUGACGAGAAGAACCGGGAGUUCCAGGUUCAUGUGUCCCAGUGCAAGGACUUGGCUGUCGUGGAUGAGAAGAAAGGCAGAUCAGACCCGUAUGUUAAAACUUACCUGCUCCCAGACAAGGCUAGAAUGGGUAAGAGGAAAACUUCAGUGAAGAAGAGGACAGUGAAUCCCAUUUACAAUGAGGUGUUACGGUAUAAAAUAGAGAAAAUGGUAUUGCUGAUCCAAAAAUUAAAUCUCUCUGUUUGGCACAAUGACCCACUGGGACGUAACAGUUUCUUGGGAGAGAUCGAAAUAGACUUGGCCAGCUGGGACUGGAGCAACAGGAAACUCAACUGGUACCCACUGAAGCCCCGAAGCCUUUCUGCUGUUAACGGUGUGGAUCAUCGAGGAGUGAUGAAUUUGUCCAUUAAAUAUGUCCCUCCAGGAAGCCUAGGUCCCAAAAAUCCUUCCUCUGGCGAAGUUCACAUUUGGGUCAAAGAUGUCAAGGACCUGCUGCAGUUGCGUCCUUCUGGAGUUGACUCCUUUGUGAAAUGCUAUGUGCUUCCGGACACCAGUAAGAAGAGUUACCAAAAGACCCGAGUCAUAAAACGAGACACGAACCCUGUUUUCAAUCACACAAUCGUGUAUGAUGGCUUUCAUACGGAGGAUCUGAAGGAUGCUUGUGUUGAACUGACGGUGUGGGAUCAUGAAAAACUGACCAACCAUUUCCUUGGAGGAAUCCGGCUGGGCCUCGGCACAGGUUUGAGCUACGGCAUCUCCGUGGACUGGAUGGACUCCACGCAAGAGGAGGUGGCCUUUUGGCAGGAGAUGAUGGCGGCUGCCAAUGAAUGGAUUGAGGGAUUGUUGCCACUGCGCUCGCUGGCAGGGAGGAAAAAACUGAAAUAA
Molecule: messenger RNA, 2916 nt
Organism: Eurypyga helias (sunbittern)
Lineage: Eukaryota; Metazoa; Chordata; Aves; Eurypygiformes; Eurypygidae
Product: synaptotagmin-like protein 2
Exons: 16
Coding region: 1-2916 (971 amino acids)
Biological process (GO): exocytosis; intracellular protein transport
Cellular component (GO): plasma membrane; exocytic vesicle
Molecular function (GO): small GTPase binding; neurexin family protein binding
Source: RefSeq, a predicted model, not a curated record